Messenger RNA from Epinephelus moara (kelp grouper), 8604 nucleotides. RefSeq names its product unc-13 homolog A (C. elegans) (gene unc13a). Bases 317 to 5740 code for a protein of 1807 amino acids. The record is from RefSeq and is a predicted model, not a curated record. Gene Ontology annotation, cellular component: plasma membrane; synaptic vesicle membrane; terminal bouton. Lineage: Eukaryota; Metazoa; Chordata; Actinopteri; Perciformes; Serranidae. The transcript has 42 exons. Gene Ontology annotation, biological process: synaptic transmission, glutamatergic; presynaptic dense core vesicle exocytosis; neuromuscular junction development. Gene Ontology annotation, molecular function: calmodulin binding; diacylglycerol binding; phospholipid binding.
UGUGCGUUGGGGAGCGGAGAGCUGAGAGAGAAAGCGAGGGGGGGGAGAAAGAGUCUCAAAAUUAGACAGACAGCCAUUAAAAAAGACAGAGGGAAUAGCGACGCUGGCGCUCACUCUCCAAGUGUGAAGAUUUGUAUUUCUGUCGGGCGUAACGAGCGCUGCCAGGCCCAGUCUGUGCCAGCGACGGCAGGCUUCUCCAUCUCCACCUCCACCUCCAGCCCCAGCGACUCGUUCCCAGGCUGUAAAUUGCACAGAUUAGCUCAAUUACGGAAGCUGGUGAAGAAACUGGACCCUGUACCAAAGGCGCAUAUAAGCAAUGUCAUUGCUGUGUGUUGGAGUGAAAAAAGCCAAGCUUGAUGGACCCCAAGAGAAAUUUAACACAUACGUGACCCUGAAGGUGCAGAAUGUUAAGAGCACCACCAUCGCUGUGCGCGGCAGUCAGCCAUGCUGGGAGCAGGACUUCAUGUUUGAAAUAAACCGCCUGGAUCUGGGCCUGACAGUGGAGGUGUGGAAUAAAGGGCUGAUCUGGGACACCAUGGUGGGCACCUUAUGGAUCCCCCUGCGCAACAUACGGCAGUCCAACGAGGACGGUCCAGGCCAGUGGCUGACUCUGGACGCCAAUGCGAUCAUGGGCGAGAACGAGAUCUGUGGAACCAAAGACCCGACCUUUCACAGGCUGCUGCUCGACACCCGCUUUGAACUGCCACUAGACAUUCCUGAGGAAGAGGCCAGAUACUGGGCCAAGAAACUUGAACAACUAAAUGCCAUGAGAGAUCAAGAUUAUGCCUAUCAAGAAGAACAGGAGCGACCACUCCAUGCACCAACCACACAGUGCUGUAAUUGGAGUCUGUGGGGAGAUCAGCAAAACGAGGAUCCAGACAGCGCCGUGGACGACAGGGACAGUGACUACCGCAGCGAGACCAGUAACAGCAUCCCGCCUCCCUACUACACCACCUCCCAGCCAAACGCUUCCAUGCACCAGUAUCCCAUGAGGCACCAGCAAUACAGACACUCCUACGGUGACGACAUCCACGACCUGGACUACGACCACAGAGCCAUGAGACGCUAUGAUAGUUUAGACUCGGCCACCAACGGGCGCAGCGAUAUCGACUCAGGCUCAGGAUCGAGCCGGCGCACCAGCCGUCAGUAUUCUCUAGACAGUAGGCAUUCACUGUCCGAUAGUCCCACAGACAGUCGUUACGCCUCGUCAGGCGAGUUGAGUCGAGGCAGCUCUCAGCUCAGUGAGGAGUUUGUUGCUGAGGACGGCGAGAGCUUGCGAGGUUCAGAGUUCUACGAUGAAAACGACUCCUACCACUCCUGCCACUCCUCCGUCAGCUACGGCAAAGAGGAUUCCCCAGGAUGGGAUGGUGAGGACCCCCAAGGCGUCUACAGUGAUGAGGGAGGCUACCUCAAAGAUGGAGGGGAAGAGGGGGCGCUGUACGCCGAAGAGGAGGGCGACAUGUACGGGGAGGAUGGAGAGUACAACUACGAAGAUGAGGAGGACAUGCCUUUCGAGGAAGAUGAAGAUAUGUAUCCACUUGACGGCACACUCAGUGAAGACCAGGAGCCACCCUACACCCCCACACCUACAAGCACUGCCCCCACCCUGAUGCCACCCUCUGAUAGUCUUGCCUCCACCAGGCCACCACUGGAGAAGCAGCCGUCGCUGCAUCAGCAGCGGCCAGCCCAAGAUCAGGUCCAACCCCCCAGCACAGCUCCUGGUCUACCUCCAGUCACACAGGAUGACACAUUGCUCCCUUUCAGUGCAGAAUCCACCAAGCCUCCAUUUACACCCACCCAGCCAGCUCUGUCAACCACCACCACAUCCACCCCUACGACCACAUCACAGGUUCCAGCUCCAGAUUCCAAGCCCCUGGAGCCUGAACCCGAGUCCAAAGUGCCACUGGAAGAACCUAAACCUCUUGAGCAGCCUCCGGCGGCAGAGAGUGUCCCCCCAGCUCCUGCAGAGAAAACAGAGGAGCCACCUGUUCCAAGUUUCCCAAAGAGGGAAAUCAUGGAACCUGGUCCUGCCAGAGCCAAAGCCAACUGGCUUAGACUUUUCAGCCGAGUACGACUACAGCUGCAAGAGGCCCGAGGAGAAAGUGUUGGCAUCGCCUCUCUGCUUUUGUCAGCAGGGAUGGGUGGCGCUCUGUAUAGCAUUGACAGCAUGCCAGACCUCAGGAAGAGGAAAGCUAUGCCUCUCGUCCGAGAUCUGUCCUUGGUUCAGAACUCCAGGAAGGCAGGCAUCACCUCGGCCCUGACAUCCAGCACGCUGCAUAAUGAAGAACUGAAGAGUCACGUCUACAAGAAGACCCUCCAGGCCCUUAUUUAUCCCAUCUCCUGCACCACCCCACACAAUUUCGAGGUGUGGACAGCCACCACGCCCACUUACUGCUACGAGUGUGAGGGACUACUGUGGGGUAUUGCUCGCCAGGGCAUGCGCUGUACCGAGUGUGGAGUCAAAUGCCACGAGAAGUGCCAAGAUCUACUCAAUGCUGAUUGUCUGCAAAGAGCAGCAGAGAAGAGCUCCAAACACGGCGCCGAGGACCGAACCCAGAACAUCAUCAUGGUUCUCAAAGACCGCAUGAAGAUCCGCGAGAGAAACAAACCCGAGAUCUUCGAACUCAUCCAGGAGGUGUUCGCCAUCGUCAAGGCCACCCACGUCACCCACAUGAAGCAGAUCAAACAGAGCGUGCUCGAUGGCACCUCUAAGUGGUCGGCCAAGAUCAGCAUCACAGUGUUGUGUGCCCAGGGUCUACAAGCCAAGGAUAAAACCGGCUCCAGUGAUCCUUAUGUCACCGUCCAGGUGGGAAAAACCAAAAAGAGGACCAAGACCAUCUACGGCAACCUCAACCCUGUCUGGGAGGAGACGUUUAACUUUGAAUGCCACAACUCCUCGGACCGCAUCAAGGUGCGAGUGUGGGAUGAGGACGACGACAUUAAGUCCCGUGUGAAGCAGAAGUUCAAGCGCGAGUCGGACGACUUCCUCGGUCAAACUAUCAUCGAGGUCCGCACUCUGAGCGGAGAGAUGGACGUCUGGUACAAUCUGGACAAGCGUACAGACAAGUCAGCUGUGUCCGGGGCUAUUCGGAUGCACAUUAAUGUGGAGAUCAAAGGAGAGGAGACGGUCGCCCCCUAUCACGUCCAGUACACCUGUUUGCAUGAGAACCUUUUCCACUAUGUGACAGAUAUCCAGAACAACGGUGUGGUGAAGAUCCCCGAUGCCAAAGGAGAUGACGCAUGGAAGGUCUACUUUGAGGAGACGCCCCAGGAGAUUGUAGAUGAGUUUGCCAUGCGUUACGGAGUGGAGUCCAUCUACCAGGCCAUGACUCACUUUGCCUGCCUAUCAUCCAAGUACAUGUGCCCAGGUGUGCCUGCAGUAAUGAGUACCCUACUGGCUAACAUCAAUGCCUACUACGCUCACACCACCCAGGCAACAAACAACGUAUCUGCCUCUGACCGCUUCGCUGCCUCUAACUUUGGAAAAGAGCGAUUUGUCAAGCUUCUGGACCAGCUCCACAACUCCCUGCGCAUUGACCUGUCCAUGUACCGCAACAAUUUCCCUGCCAGCAGUCCCGAGAGGCUGCAGGACCUCAAGUCCACAGUAGACCUCCUCACCAGUAUCACCUUCUUCAGAAUGAAGGUCCAAGAGCUUCAGUCUCCUCCCAGAGCCAGCCAGGUAGUGAAGGACUGUGUCAAAGCCUGUCUCAACUCCACCUACGAGUACAUCUUUAAUAACUGUCAUGAGCUGUACAGCCGCGAGUAUCAGACAGACCCGGCCAAACAGGGUGCUGUGCCUCCAGAGGAGCAGGGACCCAGCAUCAAGAAUCUGGACUUCUGGUCCAAACUCAUCACACUUAUCGUCUCCAUUAUUGAGGAGGACAAGAACUCCUACACUCCCUGCCUAAACCAAUUUCCCCAGGAGCUCAACGUGGGUAAAAUCAGCGCUGAAGUGAUGUGGAACCUGUUUGCUCAGGAUAUGAAGUAUGCAAUGGAGGAACAUGAAAAAAAUCGCUUGUGCAAGAGUGCGGAUUACAUGAACCUGCACUUCAAGGUCAAGUGGCUGUACAACGAGUACUGCAAAGACCUGCCCUUCUUCAAGAGCAGAGUGCCUGAAUAUCCUGCGUGGUUUGAGCCAUUUGUCAUUCAGUGGCUGGACGAAAACGAGGAGGUGUCUCGGGACUUUCUGCACGGCGCUUUGGAGAGAGACAAAAAAGAUGGGUUCCAGGUCACAUCAGAACAUGCUCUGUUCUCCUGUUCGGUGGUGGACGUGUUUUCUCAGCUCAACCAGAGCUUUGAGAUCAUCAGGAAGUUAGAGUGUCCGGAUCCGCAGAUCGUAGGACACUACAUGAAGCGAUUCGCAAAGACCAUCAGCAAUGUGCUUCUGUCCUACGCUGAUAUCAUCUCCAGGUUGUUCGCCAACUAUGUCACCAUGGAGAAAGUGCCCUGCAUCCUGAUCAACAACAUCCAACAGCUGAGAGUUCAGCUGGAGAAGAUGUUUGAAGCCAUGGGUGGAAAAGAUCUGUGUGUGGAGGCCAGUGACAUCCUGAAGGACCUGCAGGUUAAGCUCAACAAUGUCAUGGAUGAUCUCAGCAGGGUCUUUGCUGUCAGUUUCCAGCCUCACAUAGAGGAGAAUGUGAAGCAGAUGGGAGACAUCUUGGCUCAAGUGAAGGGAACGUCAAAUGUGGGAAAUGCCAGCAGUGUGGCGCAGGAUGCUGACAAUGUCCUGCAGCCCAUCAUGGAGUUCCUGGACAGCAACCUGACUUUGUUUGCUAAGAUCUGUGAAAAGACUGUGCUGAAACGUGUGUUGAAGGAGCUGUGGAAGCUGGUGAUGAACACCAUGGAGAAGACCAUUGUUCUGCCGCCACUCACAGACCAAACGGGGAGGCUGAAGAGUGCUUCUCACAGUGAUGGCACUCAGCUCAUAUUUAACGCUGCCAAGGAGCUGGGACAGCUGUCCAAGCUGAAGGAGCACAUGGUUCGUGAGGAGGCCAAAGCGCUCACCCCUAAGCAGUGUGCUGUGAUAGAGCUGGCUCUGGACACCAUCAAGCAAUAUUUCCAUGCUGGUGGUGUGGGUCUGAAGAAGACUUUCCUGGAGAAGAGUCCUGACCUCCAGUCUCUCCACUACGCCCUGUCCCUCUACACGCAGGCUACAGACAAACUCAUUAAGACCUUUGUCCAGUCACAGAACGCCCAAGGCUCUGGAGUGGACGAUGCUGUGGGAGAGGUGUCCAUCCACGUGGAGAUCUUUACUCACCCCAACACUGGAGAGCACAAGGUCACAGUGAAAGUGGUGGCUGCCAAUGACCUGAGGUGGCAGACGCAGGGAAUAUUCCGGCCAUUUGUGGAGGUGUAUAUCAUCGGCCCUCACCUCAGCGACAAGAAGAGGAAGUACGCCACCAAGUCGAAGAACAACAGUUGGGCUCCCAAAUACAAUGAAACCUUCACUUUCACCCUGAGUAGCGAGGUGGGUCCUGAGUGCUAUGAGCUGCAGGUGUGUGUGAAGGACUACUGCUUCGCGCGAGAGGACCGCACCGUGGGUAUGGCUGUCCUGCAGCUGAAGGAUGUAGCCUCUAAGGGCAGCGUCGCCUGCUGGCUACCACUAGGUAAACGCAUCCACAUGGACGAGACGGGCCUCACUGUCCUGCGUAUCCUCUCCCAACGCAACAACGACGACGUGGCCAAGGAGUUCGUCAAGCUCAAGUCGGACCAGCGCUCUGCAGAAGAGGGCCGCAGCUAAGAGACAUGACAGAAAUUUAAAUUGACCCGUCUGAAGCUCAAUCAGACGUUGCCACCUACUGCCCCGGAGCUCUCAGGAGCCACCGCUAGCCACUGCCCUGAUGAUCCAGUGUUGUAAAAGCACAGAUAAGACACCACACAUCCAGUGCUGUAAAUACAUUCAUUUCAGUGGAAAGUGCUAAACAAGUCAUCACUAAUCUUCUUCAAAAAGCACCAGUGUAUCUCUAUCACUGCAGAUAUUAUAUCAGCCAUCCUUUUGACGAACAGUAUAUAGAGUUUAAUCACAGAGCAUAUAUCUACUUUUCUCUGUCCAAAGAGGUAAGUCAUGCCAUUACACGCACGCACGCACACGCACGCACACACACACACACACACACACACACACACACACACACACCUCGUUUGACUGGUUAAGGUGAGAAAUAUCUUGUAGCCUUUAAUAUUUUGGCUUCCUCUCGUCCCCUCCCUGGCCUUCACCCGCUCAGAGAAGGGACGGCAAGUGCCAACAGAUAAUCGCUGAAAUAUGCCAAGACCAGCCCUAAGCACAACAGGACCAACUGUCCAACUGACCCAUUAACAACAACAACAACGGCUGCAAGGCCUCAAACAUUCCAGAUAUCGGGCGGGGAACAAAGCACUAUUUAGUUAAGAUAAUUUUAAUAUUUAUUUACUGCUCUCUUCCAAAUUAUAUUUAUAUUUAAAUAAUUCUAUAUAUCAUAUAAUAUAUAAUAUACGAAGGACAUAUGUAAAGUUAUAUACAGGAUUAUUCGAUGGACGCGUGGUCCUUGAAAGAUUGUCCUCGUCUGUCUUUAUGUCCGUCUACCCUGUAACAGAGCACACUGCCUGACACCCUCAAUGCCUUCUGUCUUGUUGACCCUCGUAUGGUGUGUCUGUCUCCUAUAUAGCGACAGUAUAGAGAGUAAUCUGAUGAAAACACGCCUUCAAGCACUGUGAUUCAUCAGAGUAUAUGUGUGUGAGAAUGUCCAAGUGUGAAUGUAUACUCUUGAGUGCGUGCGGAGCUCGUAAUGCGCAAGUGUGUUUGUAAGAUCGUUCUAAUGUCAACCUCAUGUAGCCGCCCGUGUUGCCUGUUACCUGCAAAUGUAAUCACAGAAAGCCAUCACAAGCGACGAACAUCACACAGAGGGGGGUGUUCAUAUUCAGAUUAGAUUCUGGAGGAUUUUCAAAGUGUCUUUUACUCUGGGGAGGAUGCAUCUUAUAUCUUAUGAUGGUUAUUUCCAUCGUUUUUGUUGUUACUGCAAACAUUCCCAACAGCCCUGUACUGGGUGUGUGAGAGGUGCGCGACAGAGGGAGAAAAACUGCCACUUCCUUUUCUUACAAAUUGCCAAAUCAAAACCUGCAUGUGAGGAGAUCAUGGAAACCUGAGAUCCUAUUUUGCAAAAGCAACAUGCUCUGAGGCAAAAAUAUCUUACAAAACCACACACGCUGCACCCCAGGGAGAGCAAAAAUCAGUAAUGAUUUACCACCCAUGAUCUCCAAUGAUCCAGCUGCAGGUGCUGUAACCCUGAUCUCUGAUACAGAGAAGUCAGACCUCUGCUAAAGGGCUGCAGAUCCAGGCCACACCAGGUCUGGCGCUGACAUUUAAAAGAGGGCCUACAGCUUCGUAGAGAUGUAGUGUGAAGAUUUUAGAAGCACAGGGUCUUUAAUGCACCCAUAAUAACACGUUUAUACUCAGAUAUUUUUAUUUUAUUUUCAGUAAAUGUUUAUGGAAUGACAGGAAAUACACAUCAAGGCUUCAGAUCAUCCUACAGUGAAUUCAUUUCUUUAAUCUAGAGUCGAUUUCAUGUGAAACUAAAUGUUUUGAAGUGACUAUUGACUGUCCAGCAUGUCUAUUAAUUCAACUUCUAUUUUCAUGAAUGCCCCUUUUUUUAAAAGAUUGAUUGGUUUAUUUAUCUGUUGAGGUGCGUAUGUUAGUUGUAAACAAAAAAAAGCAUCCAGGUGAAAAAAGAACGUUUAAUAAUGACAGGGUGUUUUUUUUUUCUAUUUCUGCCUCUUUCUUUGAGUUCCCCCCAAAGCACUUAAUCGUAAAUGAAUAAUUUAACAGGCCCCCUCUUUUGAACAAGGUGUAAGAACUGAACUCUAUGCAUCUAAUCUAUAAAAAUCUAUGUAGAUGAGUCAUUUUCGAAGCAGUCUUAUAAUGUUUACAUUGUGGAUUAUUCUUAUUAUAUCAGCACAAGUGUUUGUCUGAUAUGUUGUACAUGCUGUCUCUAUCGUAAUGGGCCAAAUAUCACAGCUGUAGUAGAGCUGAUUAGAGACUGAAAUUUGUUUGUACAGCUUUUCAGCGCUGAGGAAAAUGAUGUGCAUCGGAGAGAUCGAUUGUUGUCGUUGGGCAUUGUAAAUAGCUCGGAUGUAACAAACACAUGUCAGAAUAUGUGAAGUGAAGUUUGCUGCUCUUUUGUAGACUUGAAUUUUUUGCUCUGGGUGACUGGGCAGUUGGAGCUUAUGUGUGUGUGGGUGCCCAAUCUGGAUAUGUAGCUAUUAUGGAAAGAUAAAGGGAGGCAAUGUGCACACUGGAGAUGAACAACAAGCAAAUAGUACAAAUCUGGUAAUUUAAAGGAAUACUUCACCCCCCAAAAGACAAUUAUUAUAUCAGUUACUCACCCUGUGUUACUUUGAAUUCAUGGAGAACACUUUGUUUUUCUCACAUGCUUCCAUGGUGAACAAAUAUUCCAAAAACUGAGAAUAUUCAUGAUGAAUUGAAGUCAUAGGGAUCCACGUUUAACAACAGGAAAGCUAUGUCAAAACAACUUGUGCAGUAUAAUCCGAGUCUCGUUUAUCCAGUCGUAUGCUCAAUAUUUCCCAAACAGAGAGCCCUUUCUGACAGGAAACUGAACUGAAUGUGAAACU